Messenger RNA from Gastrolobium bilobum, 1347 nucleotides. RefSeq names its product PI-PLC X domain-containing protein At5g67130-like. Gene Ontology annotation, biological process: lipid metabolic process. Bases 1 to 1260 code for a protein of 419 amino acids. The record is from RefSeq and is a predicted model, not a curated record. The transcript has 8 exons. NCBI's taxonomy places the organism in Eukaryota, Viridiplantae, Streptophyta, Magnoliopsida, Fabales, Fabaceae. Gene Ontology annotation, molecular function: phosphoric diester hydrolase activity.
AUGACUUUUUUUCGAGCUAUUCAGAAUCAAAGCAAAGUGGUGGUGGUGGUGGUGGUUUUUGUAGCACUUUCCCUCAUUAACUGCUCCUCCAGCCUCAAGCUGGGAGAAACUUGUGGGUCUAAUAGUCAAUGCGACGCUGGCCUCCAAUGUGAAACAUGCCCUGCAAAUGGGAAUACCCGACCGAGAUGUACAAGGAUCCAACCUACGAACCCCACUUCCAAAGUAAAAGGUUUGGCUUUCAACCGGUAUUCGUGGUUAACGAGCCAUAACUCUUACGCUCAAUCUGGAGUUAAUUCGGACACGGGAUCUAUAAUUAUAUCCCCAACAAACCAAGAAGACACGGUUGCCCAUCAACUCAGUAAUGGCGUUCGAGGCCUCAUGUUGGAUAUGUAUGACUUUGAAAACGAUAUCUGGUUAUGUCACUCCUUCCAAGGCAAAUGUUAUAAUGCCACUUCAUUUAAACCUGCUAUAAACGUGCUUAAAGACAUCCAAUCAUUUCUGGAAUCAAAUUCAUCAGAAAUUGUCACCAUCUUCAUUGAAGACUACGUGACAUCACCCCAAGGACUUACCAAGGUGUUUAAUGCUUCUGGGUUGAACAAGUACUUGUUCCCAGUGUCUAGCAUGCCUAAAAAUGGUGAAGAUUGGCCAACCGUUGAUGACAUGGUUCAGAAGAAUCAACGGUUGAUCGUUUUCACAUCCGAAUCUUCUAAAGAAGCUUCUGAGGGAAUUGCUUACCAAUGGAACUACGUGGUAGAAAACCAAUAUGGAGAUGAAGGAAUGAAAGCUGGUUCUUGUCCAAACCGUGCAGAAUCUUCAGCUAUGAACACGAAAUCAAGGUCACUGGUUCUUGUGAACUAUUUUCGUACUGAUCCUAAUGCAAGCAUGGUUUGUGCUGACAAUUCGGCUCCAUUAGUUAGCAUGAUGAACACUUGCCAUAAUGCUUCCGGUAACCGGUGGCCAAAUUUCAUUGCUGUUGAUUUUUACCAGAGGAGUGAUGGCGGAGGAGCUCCAGAAGCUGUUGAUGAAGCAAAUGGCCAUUUGACUUGCGGAUGUGACAACAUUGCCUAUUGCAAGGCAAAUGCCACAUACGGAACAUGCGAUGUGCCUCCCAUUUCUCCACCACCACCUGCGGCUGAUACCACCACCACCACCGGAGAAAACCAGCCGUCGCAAAGCAAUGCUUAUAUGGAGACAUCUGCCAAGAUGCUUCAAUCAUUUGGGAUAAUUUUGGGAAUGACCACUUUCCUGACUUGGUUAUAGAACCUUUACAAUAUAUCUAUAUAUAUUUCGCAGGGCUUCAUUCUUUUAACCAUAUAAAUAUGUGCAUGUGGACUCUUGUAAAUUAAA